Molecule: messenger RNA, 4156 nt
Organism: Anopheles stephensi (Asian malaria mosquito)
Lineage: Eukaryota; Metazoa; Arthropoda; Insecta; Diptera; Culicidae
Product: mitochondrial distribution and morphology protein 34-like
Exons: 1
Coding region: 27-533 (168 amino acids)
Source: RefSeq, a predicted model, not a curated record
CGGCCGCAGCGGCAGCCGCCGCCGCCAUGGUCGGUGGCCACGGUGUGUAUGGGUCGGCGUCAGCGGCAGGAGGAACACCGGGCGGGGCCGGUGGCGAGGGAGGCAGCAGCACCCAGGUGUCGCUGUCGUCCGCGUCACCGCCCGCCUCGUCUGGGUCAUCGGCCGCACCGUCGGCGGCAGUGUCCGGGUCGGGUCUCGGGGAUGGCGCUGGUCAGCAGCAACCGUCCCAGUCGUCCUCGGCUCCGGCACCGUCGUCCUCUUCACCUGCCCCAACGAGCUCGUCAUCGUCUGCUUCGUCAUCGCUGGCCGCACAAAUGUACAUAGACCAUCAGCGAAGUCAGCAGCAACAGCAGCAGCAGCAGCAGCAGCAGCACCAUCAACAGCAGCAGCAGCAUCAACAGCAGCAGCAACAGCAGCAGCAACAACAUGCUCAAGCUCAUCACCAGCAGCAGCUGCACACGAGACGACUCUUGCAGGAAUGGACUCUGCAGUUCGGACCAACCGGAACAGCAACUGGUGCACGUUACAUUUAGAUCGAUUAAAGCGAAAGGAUACAUCGCGAGCGGGAAGGAGAGCGAGUUACAACCCACAGCAACACAGGAUACGAAAGCCACCAGGAUGGGGACACCUUCCUGGUCGGGAGCUUACGUUUUUAGGGUAGUAGGCGUAUAUAUAUGAGUAUAUAUUAAACAAAAACCACACACACACACACACACGACAACAAUCUAGGCAUGUUAAGUAGCUAAGAGCAGUGGUGAUGUGCGGUGAAGUACACACACCACAACAAGUGAGCAGAAGAUGAUAGGCGAUCGCGGUGCGUACCGAUCGAUGAUUUCCGAAACACACACACACACAGCGAGUGCGAGCGAACCAAAUCAACUAAUGGUGGCCCAACUUCGAGUUUAUUUGGAGUGUUUGAUGGUGUCCACGUGUGUGUGUGUGCGUCCGUGUGUGUGUGUGUGUGUUAGUGCGCGAGUUCUCGAGAUCGAAUUGUACAUAUAACCGGGAUGGGGAGAUAACGAGGGAUUAGUGUACUAAGACAGAACAACAACAAAAAAAAACCCCAGGACACACGGUCAGGACACUCACACGGUUGUGUAGUGUGGUAAUACACGGUGUUAGUACACUCGGCAGAUACAAAGUGGACACGAGGUUAGGACCAGGGCGACAUCCGCUCAGUAGCCUCUACGGUGCGAUCGGCGAUCAGUUCGGUUUUUAGUGUGUAAGUGAGCUUGAGAAGAGCAUUCGGGUGAGACCGCGCGCAUAAGGGAUCUAUUAAAGCUUCAACUAGAAUCCCCGGCACUCGGCGACAAGUGAUGUUAGUUUACGGCGUUUUCGGUGCUCGGUUGCAAGUGGAACUGAAGAGAAGAUAAAAUCAAUCAUUUGAAAAUCAUAAAAGGAUUUGAUUACUUGUUUCUGUUUUUUUUUGUUUGGUUCUUCGCCCUUGAGGUGGGUUUUUUCCCUGGUGAAUAAUGGUGGCAUUCUUCGGUUGUGGUUCGGUGGCUCAGGAACGCUCGUGUUAGUUUGUGGUGGUGAUUAGGAAGAGUCCGAAAUUCUGGGUCAGUGAUGAGUGAAUGGUGAGAUGAGUUGUUCUUCUUCCGUCGGGGUAGAAACUUCCCACCAGGCUUUUCCAGUGCUCGGCAAUUUGAAAAGUUGGCGAAAAAUGUUGCUCAAGUAAGUACAGUGAUCAAAACGGUAGAAAGGAAGGCCCAUUUUCUUUCCGUGAUUCCGUGAUGUUUGUGAUGAAAUCUGGCGCGUCGACGUCUCGCAGGAAAAAGGCAGUGCCGUCGGCUCGUACUGCCGUCGGCAAAACCCGUUGUCUAGUGUGCCUGCCGGGGCCAGUAAAGUGUGAUGUGGCUGUGUGUUUUGUUUGCGAGGUAAAUUUAAUAACCAUCAUUGUGACACUUUCCCUUUUUUGCUGUGUUUGUGUUAGUCAAGAAAAUCCUUAGAAGAUUGGUUUUCGGCUUUUGUUUCGCUCCAGGGUAGCUAAUGAUGUGUUGUAAUUGUUAGCAUUUGUUUUCUUGCUCUGCCUCUCUGUUUGAUCGUAAUUUGGGGGGGGAAAUUCCGGCGCUGGAUUUUCCGUGACCUUGCCGAUACGAUCCUGGCACACUUCAUUAACGGCCGGCUACCGGGUUUGAUCGGUCCCGAAAUGUUGGGCAAAAAGCGGACCAGCAAAGUAAAAGGAAUUUCCGAAACAAUUCUUCAGCAAUCCUAAGGAAGCGGACGGAUUGGCCGAACCGUUUGCCUACCCGUGCGGUCAGGGUAUUUCAUGUGGGCAAUGCCGCCUUGCCCUAUAUUGGCUACCGAGCGCCGGGACUUUCCCGCCGUACUUUCCCCGACUUUGAGUUCCCGACUUUUGAUCCUCGGUUUUCGCCCGAUCGGCAAGCUAUUUGUUUUCGGUGCUGGUGUUCCGGUGAUGCGAUUACGGGGAGUCUUACUUUUACCGCCGAAACCGUAAGAAAAACGGUGCAUGCAAGCGAGGGCAGGAAAGAGAGAGAGAGGCUCCACAAUGUUCGUAUACCACCGGUUUGAGCUAAGAGAAGGUUCCUUUAAGUUUAAAACCCAGAAGCACCCAUCAGCAGAAGGAUGUGCGAAAACGCAAUAAAACCACCGGCAAAUCGUAAAAAAAAACGCCCAGCCGAAUGAGCUUGCUGGUUUGCUUUACCAGAACUGUUAAGAAACGCAGGUCCGGUAACCAUUUUUCGGCUUGUUCCUCUGCGGUGACCAUUAGGCCAGGCAAAAUGAUAGCCUGCCAAUUGAUUCAUGUUGAUGUUGAUUUAUCGAUCCACUUCUGUUUCGGGCGGCGUUUAGCGUUCGCUUCAUUAAAGGAAGCGAUCCCAAAGCGGGCUCGGAGCUUUUUUGUUUUCCUCCUGUGUUUAGGCCGAUCGGGUUUUAUUCCACCCAACAAAAAAAAAGAGAGAAGGACACGAAACAAAACGAUUGAAUUUGGAACACAAGUUUGGACUCGAAAAAAAAAAGAAACGAAUCAAUGACACAGGGUAAUCAUUUAGUGCAAUAAGGAAAACGAAUAUACGCAAAAUUGUAAUACAAAAAUGCAAAACACGGCUCAGGCGGCUUCCUUCGGCUCGCCCAUCCAUCUUCUACUUCUUCGUACUCUUCCUCUUCUUCUUAUUCUUGUUAUGUAAUGUGUAAUGAGUCAUAAAUGCAGUCCGGGAGCAGCGCGAUUAUGCACCGAACUUAAUACCGAUUGGAUGCUGCGAAAUCGAACUCGAGAACUCAAACACUAACAGGAAAAACAAAACGCUCACUCACGCACACAUAGUCGACACCAAAAAAAAGGAGUAAAAAUCGAACGUUGGGGAGCAUUUAGGACAAAAAACACAACGGCCCGAAAAGAACACAACAAGAGAUACAGUUAUAUACACAACACACACACACACACGCGCAAGCAGCAUGGAUCCCCAUCGUCGCCGUCGUCGUCGCGGGGGGGGGGGGUUUAAACAAACGAAUGAAUACAAGGAUAUUAGACAUAAUAAGGACAGUAGUAGAGGUAAUGGUGUGUGCAUGUGCGUGUAUGUGUGUGUGUGUGUGUGCUGGUGUGUUGAACGAACAAAGCGUGAAUGUAAUAGAAAAUCGUGGACUGUACCAUAAAUGCGUAGCGUAAGUGUGUGAUCGGGAGGCGCGAAACAAGCAUACAGCAAAGCACAACAAAAAGGAAAGAGCAACACACAUAAGGAAAAACAAGGGUAUAAGUACAUUACAUACUAAACAAAACAAAAAAGAAACAACAAAAAACAAACAAAACGAAUAAAGAAACAAACAAACAAACAAAAAUACAAGAAUAUACCGUUUAAGCGUUAAGUGUAGUGUAUGCAUAUGGUGGCACUAGUGGCACGGUUCUUAGGGACGUACCGUGACGAUUGAUAAUUGAUAUAAAAGCUAAGCAAACAUCUUAUACCUAACCACUAACGGUACGCUGGUUCAACGGCGUAACGGUGGCGUAGACAAAAAUUGAAGCGAAAAGACGAAAAAACGGGAAGGAAAUGCACAUUCCCUCAGAAGGAAAAUGCGUGCCCUCAAAGUGUACAUAAAGUUGUAGAAAACAGAAAGAAAUACGGAAAUGAAUGGAAAAAUGAAACAAACAAACACAACGGUUAGAAGAAGUCGAAGUGGUGGUGUAGUAAAAAAAAAAAAA